Messenger RNA from Gallus gallus (chicken), 1771 nucleotides. RefSeq names its product S100 calcium binding protein A13 (gene S100A13). Gene Ontology annotation, biological process: positive regulation of cell population proliferation; positive regulation of canonical NF-kappaB signal transduction. The record is from RefSeq and is a predicted model, not a curated record. Gene Ontology annotation, molecular function: RAGE receptor binding. Bases 130 to 420 code for a protein of 96 amino acids. Lineage: Eukaryota; Metazoa; Chordata; Aves; Galliformes; Phasianidae. The transcript is spliced from 4 exons. Gene Ontology annotation, cellular component: perinuclear region of cytoplasm.
GGUGUCUGCAACGGGAAACCCAACGGGAAGCCCUGCACGGGGGUGAGGGACCACGCGCUGCUAUCCACCGCUGUAAGACCCCGUGGGGGGCUGCAGCUGAGUGGGGACACUCUUCUCCCUGCAGCCCCCAUGGCUGCAGCUGAGCUGACCCCAGUGGAGAUGGCCAUCGAGACCAUCGUCUCCGUGUUCGUCUCCCACGCGGGGAAGGAGGGUCGGAUGGGGACAUUGACAGCCACCGCGUUCCAGGAGCUGCUCCGGCUGCAGCUGCCCAACCUGAUGAAGGACGUCCCCUCCCUGGAGGAGCAGAUGCGGGCGCUGGAUGUGAGCACUGAGCAGGAGCUGACUUUUGAAGAGUUCUGGAAGCUGAUGGGCGAGUUGGUCCGGGCCCUGUGGAGGGAGAAAGAGGGGAGGAAGAAGUGAUGGGGAUGGGGAGGACGCUCAUGAAGCAAAAUAAACAAGUUUUCAUGGGCCUGGACGUCACUGCUGUUCUUUGUGGAGCCCCCCCAUGCAAGCAGCACUGUGGUCCAGCUGUGCCCCACACCAUGGAAUCACAGAACCAUUAAGGUUGGAAAAGACCUCUAAGAUCAUCCUAUCCAACCACCAACCUAUCACUGCCAUGCCCACCAGCCGUGUCCCUCAGUGCCACAUCCGCACGUCUCUUGAGCAGAUGGUGCCAUCUCCAAACUGUCUCCGUGCUGAUCUGGAUUGCGGGGUCCCACCUGCACCCCACGGACACAACGAGGGGGUCCCACAGAGCAGCAGAACGCACCCACGGCACUGCGGGGCUCAGCAGUGAUGUGGUGGCGGCUGUGGGCAGCAGCCACCUUCAGGCCACCUCUGCAGGGUCACCUGGGGAUGCAACCCACUGCAUGGUGCAUGGUACCGGGUGCUCAGUGCAUGGUAUCCAUUGCAUGGUGCAUGGUACUGGGUGCUCAGUGCAUGGUACCCAGUGCAUGGUGCAUGGUACCUGGUGCUCAGUGCAUGGUACCCAGUGCAUGGUGCAUGGUACCUGGUGCUCAGUGCAUGGUAUCCAGCGCAUGGUGCAUGGUGCAUGGCACCUGGUGCUCAUGGCAUGGAACCUGGUGCAUGGUGCAUGGUACCUGGUGCCCAAAGCAUGGUUUCCACUGCAUGGUGCAUGGUACCUGGUGCUCAGUGCACGGUGCCCAGUGCAUGGUAUCUCGUGCAUGGUGCAUGGUACCCGGUGCCCAAAGCAUGGUUUCCAUUGCAUGGUGCAUGGUACCUGGCACUCAGUGCAUGGUACCUGGUGCAUGGUGCCUCCUGUUCAGUGCAUGGUGCCUCCUGUUCAGUGCAUGGUGCCUGGUACCCGGUGCCCAUUCCCACGCAGCACUGCGUGGCCAUGCCGGAUGGGAAGCGCUCGGUGUGGCCGCGCAGGAGGCGUUUCCCAGCCCCACGCUGGCCGGGGGCCAGGCUCCCAAAUGAGGCUCCUUGCACCACACCGUGCAGGGAGCUCCCACUCACACCUCCCCGGUAUAAAACCCCGCAGCAGCGCAACGCGCGCACAGCCGGGACAGCCCUCGCAGCAGGGACGCUCCCACCCCCGGGACGUGUCCCGGCAGCUCGGCGCAUCCCAGGGCGUCUUCCUCGCCCCGACGCCGAAGGAGGGGAACGCUCCCCCGAAGCCAACGCUGAUCGCGGCUCUCUUCCCCCCCUCACCCCCUUCCGGCAGCACCCCAAGAUCCCCCCGAGCAGAGGGACUGCAGACCCCGCAGGAGCAGCAUGGGCCAGUGCAACUGCCGCAAGAAGCGCAAGG